AUGGACAACCUGACAUUCAGACACAGUAUUCUCCUAGUGGAGGGACUUCAAGUUACACCUCAGUCUACCUAUGUUGUUUUCACAUUUCUUCUUUUGGUUUAUGUCUUCAUAAUGGUUUCCAAUAUUGCACUUGUAAUUCUGAUCUCAACAGAGAAGAAUCUACAUCAUCCUAUGCAUUUCCUGUUCUGUAACUUGCCAAUGAAUGAUAUAUUAGGGACAACUGUCAUUUUGCCACGCUUAUUGCAGGACAUUUUAAAAGAAACGUCAGAGCGCUAUAUGACAUAUGUGGAAUGUGUUGUUCAAGCAUAUUUUGUGCAUAUAUUUGUAGCAGCAUGCCAUUAUGUUCUUAUGAUAGGACUCACUGUGCGACUGUCUCACUGCAGAUCUAAAAUUGAAAAUCCUUUCUGUGACAAUGCCUCACUGUUUAAACUGUCCUGUGAGGAUGGUGUUGUUGUUAAUAAUGUGUAUGGAAUCAUUUAUACUGUGGUUUUAUUUUCCUUCUCAAUUCUGUCUAUAUUCAUAACAUAUGGCAAAAUUGCUAAUGUAUGCAUAACUAGCAAAAACAAAGCACUGAACAGCAAAGCCAUAAAAACAUGCAGCACUCAUUUAGCUGUUUAUUUAAUCAUGCUUGUUUCUGGCUCCACUUUUAUUUUUCUCCAUCGUUUUCCUCUCUACUCUGAAAGCAGGAAACUAGCAAGUAUAAUGUUCCACAUUGUACCACCAGGACUAAAUCCUUUAGUAUAUGGUUUACAAACUAAAGAAAUAAGACAGAAGUUUGUAAAAUUUUGGUGCAGAGAAAAAGGAGCAUCUUAAUGUAUUAUAUUAUUAUACACUGGUAACAGCAUUUAAUGUGUUGAGUCAGUAACUCCCCUUUAGAAAUACAUACAAUGCUGUGAUAAUCUUCAAAUUCUGUCUUUGGAUCCAAUCAUACAAGUGAUGUUUUAGGAAUGUAAGUCUUUAGUAACUGCUUUGUAACUUAACUUUUUAUUUAUUUUAGGGGCACUAAAUCAGUGUCUUCACAUGGUAAGGUGUUACAAUAUAUUUAUAUUUUAAAUAAAA
Molecule: messenger RNA, 1059 nt
Organism: Sinocyclocheilus rhinocerous
Lineage: Eukaryota; Metazoa; Chordata; Actinopteri; Cypriniformes; Cyprinidae
Product: olfactory receptor 52N5-like
Exons: 2
Coding region: 1-813 (270 amino acids)
Biological process (GO): G protein-coupled receptor signaling pathway; detection of chemical stimulus involved in sensory perception of smell
Cellular component (GO): membrane
Molecular function (GO): G protein-coupled receptor activity; odorant binding; olfactory receptor activity
Source: RefSeq, a predicted model, not a curated record